GGGCGGGGUCGGCAAUGAUAUUUCCUGCACGCCUCCUUACCCCGGGGGGGGGGGGCAGGUCCUCGAUGGAGGGCAGGUGGCAGCCGAUGACCCUCUCCGCAGACCGGACAAUGCGUUGCAGUUUGCCCUUGGAGGGAGGAGUGGUUUAGUUGUGAAUGACGCAGCAAUAACGUUCCAAUCAAUUACAGAUGUUGACGUCAGACAACAUCAGAUGUUGUAAGGCGCUUUGUGAUUAAAUUGGUGUUCUGGAGAGUGUGUUAAUGUUUUUCUGAUGAUUUCAUUUGUAAUAUCAUAGUGAUUGAGGACUAACACCUGGUUCAGUGCAGGAUUUAGAACUAUGACCCUGUAGUUAUUAUACUACCACAUGUGCCAAUAGGGUCCAGACCUCCUGGCAUAGUAUGCUAAACAGAUACAUAUCCUUAGCCAAGGGUCCAAGGCUAUGUUCCACAUAUUCUCGUUUUCUUUCUAAAAAUGUUCUACUCCGCUAGCCAGCACUUCGCCUAACCAGGCUUGCGUUUCUUCCAKCUCCAGAUUGACCACUUAUUCAUGGUCCAAUAGAGUAGGAAGGUUUGAUUGGUGAAUAUUAAUACUCCAUUGGUCCAUGAACAAGUGGGACACAGUUGCCUUGUCACAAUGUCCUUUAUUGAUUAACUAGGUAAUGAAAGCUACGACAACAGGAUGUCAUUUUCUGCAUUCUAAAGAAUAUAUUAGACAGACGAAAACUGCAAAGGCUCCUGGAAUCACCAUAGAUUCCUUCAUUCCAACACCUUGGGCAUACAUUGUCUCUAUUGAUCUGAACCCUGCCUGUAUACAGUGGCGGAAUGAGGCUAUAUAUUGAUUCGCAGUAGAACUCCUCAGUGCAGUGCUGUAGUAGAUGAAACACAACACCUUGUGAAUUAUGAGGAGCUGGGCUAAGAGGCAGGAAAGGCUUUGUUUUGAGGACAAAAACAACGAGUCUGAUGGUAUUUCCUGUUCAGAGAAUGCAUUUAGAGAACACACAUGGGCUUUGUCAACGUGGAGAAUAAGAUCAGAAGAUGACAUACGAUGUAUCAUCCCAGGUAUCAUCUUCUGCACGUCACAGUACCGUGUAAGCCUGCGGGGCUAAAACCUAGACAUUAGCUCAGGUAGCUAACACAAGUAUUUAGGUCUCAAGCAAGGUUGCGAUUCACCGAAUCAUUUCCAUUACAUAACCACAGCAGCAGUAGCCUUUGGCUAGCCCUGUGCUUUAGCCUGAGGAGUGGGUGCCAGAGACAGGGCAGAGAGUGCAAAGAUGUUUACAGCCAACCUGCCAUUUUCUUGUGACCUUAUUGAAUGCAGAAGUAGUCAUGUUGGUACCCAGCUACCUGGGCAUCUCUUGAAAGCUUUUUAAAUUAACAUAUGGUCAUUUUUCAGUUUGCCAAUAGAUCAUACACAUUUUAAGGCUAUUUCAUCACGUGUUCAAUAGCCUAUACAUUUUUGGUUAUUUGUGUGCUUGCUCGUUUGCAGAGGUGCCUGCAGCAGAUCAAUUCUUAAAUUGUGUUUGUAUGUCACUGCAUCAAAUCAUUGAGUUUAAUGAUUGCUCAUAAAUGUGUUAAGCUCACAAUCAUUGUGAUGAUAAAUGAAUAACAGCAUGGUGAUUAAUACAGUAUUUCCAUAUAGCCUACUAUAGGGACAAUGCAUUGUCAGAUGUGAAGCUGAGUUCAUACAGCCUACUAAUUUAAAUAAUCAGUAUACAGGUGCAAGAUUGUACUGGGAGGCAUUGCAACUGUCUGUCUGUUUGUGGAUGAAUGCACAAAUGGCCCUAGUGCUGGGGGGCGCCCUCGAUUACCAUUCCAAGCACAGCAGUGCACCUCUGGUCACCCGCGAAAUUGAGCUGGCUCGCUGGCGGGGAAAGGUUGAUAGUAUAGUCCACGACUUGUGUGACGCRCGGACCGGAGGACAGAGGGGAUCUAGCGGGGUGUCAGUCUGACUAGGUUGCUUUGAGCCCGCAUGUCACCGGCGGACCUGCUGAGAAAAAGCGAUGCGAACAUCUGACUUCUACGCGUUCCGAAUGCAGCACCAGCAGUCAGUAGACAGCGCCGUAUCGCUACAAAGGCGUUUUCUCUGCUAUUAAACGGUUCAUGCCGUCCGAGUGCGCAGAGGCAAUCCUCUGUGGUGUGGCUGGAAAGCUGUAGACUCAAAGCGAUAGCGGGACCUCAUCCUCCUGCAGUUUUCUUUUAGAUAGCCAACAUCAAGUGUGCAUUUCCCACGUAGAUACACCGGGGGAAGUAAGUAAGGCGUUGGAAUGUUGCUUUCUAUGGUCAUGGAUUUCUUGAAGGGCAUCGCUGGUUUCGAAGGCCAUUCUCACAGACUAUAUUAGGAUCCAGCGCACAUUUUUGGGACACCUGAGUCUGCUCAAGGAACCACCAUUUACAUUACACAGAAUUCUGUCAAAAUGUUUUGGCGCUCAUAACAGCAUUUGCGGAAGAAUUUACGCGGUAGGCCUACUACCCCAGAUUGAACAGGGCUGAUGCUCCGUCUUCAAGGUGUGUUAGCCUGACUGGAAAGCCUGAUGGAGACCCUACUAGUUUACCUGAUGGUCCUUGGCAUGGCUGUAAAGGCCCACAAGGUCCAGCUGUGCCCAAAACGCUGUGUCUGCCAGAUGCUCAACCCCAACCUGGCAACCCUCUGCGACAAGAAGGGCCUCCUCUUCGUCCCCCCAAACAUCGACCGGCACACCGUCGAGAUGCGUCUGGGCGAUAACUUCGUCACGAGCAUCAAACAGCGGGACUUUGCCAACAUGACCAAGCUUCAGGACCUGACGUUGUCUCGGAACACCAUCGGUUCCAUCUCGCCUCACGCCUUUAAAGAUCUGGAGAACCUCAGGGCCUUGCACUUGGACAGCAACCGUCUGACGAGGCUCACCAACGACACCUUCAGCGGGAUGUCCAAACUUCACCAUCUCAUUCUUAACAACAACCAACUGAUUCAUAUCCACACUGGGGCCUUCAAUGAUCUCACGGCUCUAGAGGAGUUAGAUCUGUCCUACAACAACUUAGAAAGCACCCCCUGGGUGGCCAUCCAGAGAAUGACCAGCCUCCACACCCUGGGCUUGGACCAUAACAUGCUUAGCUACAUCCCUAUAGGAACCUUCUCCGGCCUGCAGAAGCUCAAACGGCUUGAUGUCACUUCCAACAAGCUCCAGAAGCUUCCGCCAGACCCUGUGUUCCAGCGGGCUGGGGUUCUGGCCACGUCAGGAAGCAUGGGUCCGUCGUCAUUCGCGUUGAGUUUUGGGGGGAACCCACUGAGGUGUAACUGUGAGCUGCUGUGGCUGAGGAGGCUGAGGCGGGAGGAUGAUCUGGAGACAUGUGCGGCUCCGCAGCACCUGGCUGGACGGUACUUCUGGACCGUGUCUGAAGAAGAGUUCCUCUGUGAGCCGCCUCUCAUCACCAGACACUCCCAGGAGCUGCGAGCGCUGGAGGGUCAGAGUGUAGCUCUGCGCUGUAAGGCCAGGGGCGACCCAGACCCCAUCAUCCACUGGAUUGCGCCAGACGGCCGCCUCAUGUCCAAUUCCUCCCGGGCUGUGGUGCACAGUGACGGGACUCUGGACAUCCUCAUCACCACUGUGAAGGACUCAGGCUCCUUCACCUGUGUUGCCUCCAACCCGGCCGGGGAGGCUCAACAAACUGUGGACCUGGUGAUCGUCAAACUCCCACACAUCACCAACGGUACUGUGAAGAAGGAACCGAACCCAGGUUCUUCUGAUAUCGCCACGGUAAUGAAGACGGGUGGGGAAGGCGGAAGCGUGGUGCCACUGGGAAACACGAAGACGAGCCAGGAGAAGAAGGUGGUGAUCACUGAGGCAACGUCUACCUCCGUCUUGGUCAGGUUCAACUUCCAGAGGAGUAUACCGGGCAUCCGAAUGUUCCAGAUCCAAUACAACGGAACCUACGAUGACUCUCUGGUUUACAGAAUGAUCCCUUCAAGCAGUAAGAGUAUCUUGGUGAACAACCUGGCGGCCGGUACACAGUACGACCUGUGUGUGCUGGCCAUCUACGACGACCUGGUGACCUCCCUGACCGCCACGCGAGUGGUGGGGUGUGUCCGCUUCACCACCGAGCCACAGUACCUCCGCUGCCACUUCAUGCAGUCCCAGUUCCUGGGAGGGACCAUCGUGGUCAUCAUCGGAGGGAUCAUCGUGGCGUCCGUCUUAGCUUUCAUCAUCUUCCUCAUCGUGAGGUACCGAGUGUGUAACCAAGGCGAUGAGGAUAAGGCUUUGGAGAUGGGUGAGAUCCCAUCUCUGAGCAGUGAUGGUCAGCUCCAGGGCUGCGGCGUCCCCGAGACCAUGUCCAAAUCUCUGUCCAAGCAGAUCCUCCAGCCAGAGAAACCAGAGAUGGAGGACCAGGAGUCUCUGAGGGUGGCCCUUCCUCCUCGUAAACCGGUCAAGCAGCAGCAACCCCCAGCCCCAACCACCACCACAUCUACCAAGACCUCCAUCCCCGACUGCACUGUCUCUACUUCCGCAGCCAGCCACUCCUGGCACCCUGCCUCCCCGGUCACCCUGAGGCAAAAACGGGCCGAUAUCACUGCCACCGGGGGUCCGAAACCCGGAGAAGCUCGCCGAGCCGAAGGCCAGACAGAUGUGGAGUUAGAGAACACAAACCGUAAUAACUCGUCGGAAGCUAAAAUUGCUGCCGCCUUGGCCGUACCUGUUCUUGCCCGUUCCACAAAAUGGACGCCGGUUGCUAGGCGGCCGCGCCCCCCUGGAGCCUCCUCCCACCAUUACAUGACGGUACCUACAGGGGGUGUGAGGGUGAACCGGCGGCACUCGCUGAACGUGGACUCGUACAAGGAGCGCUGCUAUGUCAGCCUGGUACAGCAGCAGCAGCCAAAGCCUGGCGGGAGUUUGUGCUCCAAACGCAGUCUGUCCAUGAGCGGAGAAUUGCCCACGUUGGAGAGUGCAAUGGCAAACAUACGCAGAGGCAGAGACAAGCUGUCCCGAUCUGAGUGGCUUCUCGAAAGCACUCUAUGAUCUGGAUUUCACUGGCUUAUAGGUUCUUUGUUUUACUGGAUUGGAUUUGUGGCCCGUCGUGGAGCAUACAGUAACUUUAUGCCUUGUCUUUUAUCUACAAGACCCAUAGAUUCCUCUUGUAUUUCUGAAGACAAGGCAGCAAAACAGGGUUUUAAAAAUGUUUCACAUUUUGUUUUUCUACCUAAAAAGCAAAUAUCCUCUCAAAGUCAUCUGUAUAGCGACUUCGGAUAUAACUUUGACGAAAGGCACAAAAAACUGUAUAAAGCAACUUCAUGUACAAAAAUGUUGAGUUGUGUAACAUAUAGGCUAACACGAUACACCCGUAAGUGUUCAUAUGGUACUGAAUGCAGUAUUCUUGGAAGUCUAGCAUCAUUUAGAGAGAGGGUGAAAAAGGGAUGGAUGAUCAAGCUUGUUAUAACAUUGCCUGUUACUUAAAGUGAUUACAAUAACUGUGUAGACAAUGAAUGGACAUAUUUCUUGUCAUCAGUUUUUCAGACAGUUGGUGACAUGUCUUAAUUAACUUGGCGGCGUUUGGAGGAAUUGUGAAUGUGCAGAGAUGUAGAACACAAUGUAUCCAGGCGGUGUCCCAAAUGGCACCCUAUUCUCUAUAGUGCACUACUUUUUUGACCAGGGCUCUGGAAAGUAGUGCACUAUAUAACAAAUAGGGUGCCAUUUGGGCCACACACCUCAGUCUAGUGACAGAGCUGGAUCUUUUCAUCAAGCCGCACCAGACACACAGCACAAUGCAACAUUGAUGGCAGCCCGGCGGUGUCGAUUGAGCCUAAUACUGCCCUCCGGGUUGAAUCAAUACAUUUUUAUCACGUAAUUACACAUACAGACUCACGCUCAUAGGAUUCCUGUCGCAACUGAUAUGACAGUCUAAACCAACACAGACAGGAUUCCUGUCGCAACUGAUAUGACAGUCUAAACCAGUCUAAACCACAGACAGGAUUCCUGUCGCAACUGAUAUGACAGUCUAAACCACAGACAGGAUGACGGGCGCGAUUCCAGUACGUCAGCAGGUGGAUGGGGAUCGAUAAAGGAUUGGUGGUCCAUUUUCAUGUUUUGUUUACUAUUAUUAAGACAUAAUUUGUCAUGUCAGGCCAAGAACCGUUGUAAAUUGACUUGUUGGUAAAGAGAAAACGAAAGCCUACUGUUUUUGUGGCUAUCUAAGAAGUCGGCUCUUGAUUUUGCUGUUGUUUCUGUUUGAUGUUUACCAGUAUAAAUAAACCAAUGAGAAAUCU
Messenger RNA from Salvelinus sp. IW2-2015, 6234 nucleotides. RefSeq names its product leucine-rich repeat and fibronectin type-III domain-containing protein 5. Gene Ontology annotation, molecular function: protein binding. NCBI's taxonomy places the organism in Eukaryota, Metazoa, Chordata, Actinopteri, Salmoniformes, Salmonidae. The record is from RefSeq and is a predicted model, not a curated record.